AUCGCUCAUCUCUAUCAGCUUUGAGCAAAAUUAUCUUGUAUUGGUCAAACAGACGAGCGAACGAAGGCCUUUUUGUUGUCGAUUCUCGCAAUGAUUUAGGUCUUCACCCAAGUGUUUUAAGCUAAGCGUAGAGUUUCACUCAUCCGAUCGCUGGACAUGGAUAUCCUGGACAUCGAUGAGGCACUAAAGGAUGAUUCAUAUAUAUUUCUGGCGGAUAAGACCCACGACGAUGUCUCCAACAUAUUGCAGCAGUGGAAGACGAACAAUCAGCCGCCGUUGCAGUUGCACUUGCAGUACAACAACGAGGCCUUUAAACACAACUCGAAAACGUUUACCCGCCCCAAGCGUCGGAAUCUGGAUUUCAGCCAAAAUGGAGCAGGAAAUGAUAGCGGAGUUGGAACCGGAUCGGUUUCGGGUACCCCGGGAAUGCUUCAGCUGGAAAUCGGCGGCCUGGUCACCACGAAUAUGCACAAAUCCUUCCUGCAAGACACAUCGCCACCGUCUUCCAUAUGCUCCUCCAUGAACACGGAACGGAUGAACAACUCAUUGAUCACGUCGGCAGACUUUACAAACCUAAACUUCCUGCAAUCCACAAUCGGCCUGGAGCAGGAGCCUAGCCUGACCACCACACUUACCGACCAGACGACAGACAACAUGGGAAUGGGCGGCUACACGCUUAGUGACAUGAUCCGGGAUCGCAAGGCGCUGGAGUCGUUGACCUUGUGCGAGGAAGAUGGCACCCUAAUUAAGGACUCGCACAUCGGUCAGAUCGACGAAAUAUCCUUGACGCUGAGCAAAACCGCCUCCGGCUGCAGCACCAUGGACAACAGCACAGACAGCAUGUCCAUUCCGUUGGCCGCGGAUCGAACAAUGCCCGCUGCGAUGCCCGCACUUUGUCCUGCCCUGCAGCGUACCAUGAUCCUGGGAGAGGAGAUGAUUGGCGAUACCACCUUUAACCUGGUGGAUAGCCUUACCACUUCCGUCCUGCAGUCCGAGUCUGAGUCCCUGCCAGUGGAUGGAAAUGCGACCUUCAAAAGGCCCAAUGCGGGUGCUGCUCAGGCUGACGAGACGCAGGUGCUGACAGGACGGCAGAUGAAUGCCACAUUUACCGAAGGUUGCAAUACUCCCGAGGGCCGCUGCGAAACGCCCGAGAAUAUCGACCGAAAGCUGGCCCUGCUCACCAUGGAAUCCUCCACUCCGCUGACCACGAACAUACGCUCCCACUGCUACCACAACAACAACAAUAAUAAUAAUAACAAGACGGGAUAUACGCCUACCCUGAAAGGCCGUGGAGACAUGAACCUGUCCCCGAUUGUUGGCGCUACGCCGCAAAAGCCAAUGGGUGCAGCUCCAGGACGACUCAACAACACCUUCGAGCCCGCGGCCAAGACAGCUCCAUUCAAUGGCGAGAAGUUCGUGCUGGACACCAUGGAGCUCUUGGAGCAGAUCGAACAGCCGCUGGAUGGCACCUACAGCCUGCAAAUGUCCGAGCAGCACAAGCAGAUGCAGUGCGUCAUGGACCUGGCCGAGGCGGAGGUUGAGAUGUUGGCCCAGCAGGGCGACGAGGAGCAAUUCGAGCAUAUGCUCUCCGAGUUGGGCAAGGUCAACACGCUGAACGAGGAGCAAUUGAAGAUGCAAAAGUCGUUGGACACCAUCAAGCGGCGCUUCCACAGGGAUGAGCCGGAGUCAGAGGAACGGGAAGAGGAGCAGCCACAGUCGGCGGCCCCGAAGGUGGAUAACCCGGUUCUAAAUCAGAGCCACUCCAGCAGCAACAGCAGCGGUGGCGGUAGUGGUGGCGAACGGCUGCUCAGUCGACGAAGUCGCCUCUACGACGAUGUCAACCUGAGUGCCAUGCACGGCAGCAAUGCCAGCUCGGCCAGCGGCAGCUCUGCCUCAUUCAUCGUCCAGCGGAGGGAUAUGCCACACAUGGAGCAGCCAGUACCCGAACCCGAUCCCGAGCCGGCGGAGGAGCCUCCGAAGAGCCAGGCGGCUGCAGAGACUGACCCGUCCAGCUACAAGCUGCCGGAGCGAAGGGAGCGGGAUCGCGAUCGCUUCAAGACAAUUAAGAUUUCAAAGGAGAUGCGACUGCAGCAAGAGAUUAUUGUGCCUUGUAUAGACGAUGAACCACAGCAGCAGCUCGAGGAGCAGGAACAGGAGUUCGUGGAAGAGGUGCAGCCCGAGGAGGAGCAGCGGCGGCAGGGAUCUCCACCAGGUCGUCUUUCCCGUCGAGAUCAGAACAGCGUAUUGAACCAAGCAGAGGGUAGUGCAAGUAACUAUUUGACCUACAAGAAGCCCAAGGAAAAGAGCCUGCUCCAACGACGACCGCUGCAGCAGGAAGCCCCACCACCGGCAGAACCAGCGCCUGCGUCGACUCUUCCCCAGCCGCGCUCCCUCUCCCGGCCGCGUUACAUCAGUGGUCUGCAGAAGUUUACCACGGUGAGCAAGGCCACAUCCGCAGGAGCGGGAUUAAACUCCACGCCCGCCGCUACCAUGCCAACCACUGUCACAGUGCCGGCCACUGGUAGCGGUGAGUUGAAGAGUCCCAUGGGCAUUAAGUCCAAGUCGUUCCACAAUUUGUCCUCCACGAUGAGCGGCAUUGGUGCUGGAGCCCUGCCAAGACCCAGUUUGGGAGGCGGACUACGUCGACCGGGUGCGCAGCCCAGCAAGCUGAUGGGCGGAAUGCGCGGGACAACGCAGAACCAAGAGGAUGACUCUGCUGUGUUUAAAGUGCCCAAAUUAGUAAGCGGACUGCGAGCUCCUGGUCUUGCUGGUGCGAAACGGGCAGGCGCAAAUGGACUGGCACGCCCAUCGUCUGGAUAUUACAGUCUGAGUGUUAAAACAGCUCCAGAGGCGGAAACUCCUGAGAGCCUCUCCUCGGCAUCUUCGCGUGGCAGUCUCUAUGGCCACAAGGACUCUAGCAGACCGUUAAACGGCGGAAAUGUUCCUCAGCAGAAUCACCAGAACACUUUCGACAUACAGGCGCUCUCCUCCAAGCUUACCCAGGUGACCACGGGAGCCACUGGCAUACCGAAGCCGUCGGGUUUGCGGCCACCCUCGCAAAUGAAGCGCAGCGGUCUGCCAAGACCAUCUAGCAUUGUGAGGCGCUGAGGGCGGAUCACUUUUCCCGUCGCCGAUUGUACGCCUAUGUCACAUCCCCCGCCUGAACCGAAUUUCCAUGUUAUCCGUAAAAUAGUCUAUCAUUUUUGUACUUUGUGUUUAGCUCUCUUUAUGUGUUUAUCAUGCCUGCCUUCAAGCUUCACUUGCCUAGUGAUUUCGAGGCACUAGCGACUAUGUUUAUGAAUUAAUAUUACGACAAAUUAUGCAUUUAGUUGAACGAUACAGAAACGAAAACAGAGAACUUGGCGACUUGUAAAACAAUUAGGCACUCCUAAGAACCCCAUACAUUUAUAUAUAGAACAAAUACAUAAACACGAACUUUGCCUUACGAAUCAUAAUAAUACAAAUGAUUGAGGGAAAAAGGAAGAGGAGACUUAAGCGAGAAAUGAUAAUAACUGUAUAUUUUUGUAAAAGCUAUGCAAAAAUUCUACGAACGUUAUAUUUGUGGACGCACCGAGUGAUGCGGAAAAUCAAGCAAGCAAAUCGAAUACAUAAUACUGAUUAAAAAAAUAUACAAUAAGAUCUGCUCAGUGGCCACGAAACCACAAAAAAGAACGAAAGAAACCAAACUAAAAUUGAUAGUAACUGAUAAGAGUAUUGAGAAACGUGUUAAAAAUCGAACUUACAAUAUUAUAUAAUAUUAUCGCAUAUACAUACAAAUACAAAAAAAAAAUAAACGAUAGCAAUAUUCAUUGUCUCAUCAGAUACUUAGACCAGAAGGUUUAUGACCUGUUUAUAUUUUGCUAAUACUAGCUCCAAAUCGAAAAUUAUCAUACUCGUAAUUUCUUGAGGUGCAGAGUAUAUUACUAUUUCCAUUGUAUCCUAAAGAAACGUCAAAAUUUCGGCUCUACUUAUGUGCUAUAUAUGAACAUAAUAUAUACAGUUUUGUAAACCAUCGGAAGACAUACAUUUUUUUUCAUUUUUAUGUUGCCAAAUUGAAAAGUGAAACUAAUUUUUUGUUAGUUACCAACGAACAUUUUCUUAAUAAAACUAUGCCGCAUUGUGCGAAAAGUAUAAUCCUAAAAAUCUUCAAUCUAAAGAAGCUUUUGUCCAUCACGUAUGCAUAUCCUAAGUUAAGUUUAGUCGGCAUUGUUUAACCCUAGAGUAGAAUUAGUUUAAUCUGUAAAGGCCCUUUUGCAGGGUCAAGUAUUGUUUCACCCUCAUCAACUGACUAAUAUUCACAAACUAACCCCAACCAAGCCUCUACUUUGUAUCCUAGCGCUAACCUGUUAAGCUUUAACCCGAUUAGGCGAUGAUUUGCAUGAAUCGAAUUUAGUUAGCCACUAAGACUAGAAUGGAUUAUUAUUUUUGCUAACGCUUUCAUAUGAGCCUUAUAACGUGUGGUUUUCCCAGUAUCAAGUUAAGAAUGAAACCGUUCCAGCAAGUCUCUUUUUUGACCAAGCGAGACUUUCAAAUAAAACCCAAGAGAUUUGUGCUAAAACAUGA
Messenger RNA from Drosophila takahashii, 4563 nucleotides. It is a transcript of the gene ssp2, whose product is annotated as short spindle 2. The record is from RefSeq and is a predicted model, not a curated record. NCBI's taxonomy places the organism in Eukaryota, Metazoa, Arthropoda, Insecta, Diptera, Drosophilidae.